Molecule: messenger RNA, 3521 nt
Organism: Morone saxatilis (striped sea-bass)
Lineage: Eukaryota; Metazoa; Chordata; Actinopteri; Moronidae
Product: AT-rich interactive domain-containing protein 5B-like
Exons: 9
Coding region: 79-3291 (1070 amino acids)
Biological process (GO): regulation of transcription by RNA polymerase II
Cellular component (GO): nucleus
Molecular function (GO): transcription cis-regulatory region binding
Source: RefSeq, a predicted model, not a curated record
CAGGACCAACCUGCGAACCACUGAAGCCGACAAGUUUGGAGAAAAAUGUUGGGACUUUAAUCAAUCUGCAGAGCCGAGAUGGAGCCCGCCUCACUCACGUGGGUAGGCUCACCUUGCGGUUUACACGGACCGUACACAUUCUACAAGGCUUUUCGCUUUAACCUUGGCUGUGAGAAACGGCUGCUGUCGCUGGGAGACUUCUUCGUGGUGCGCUGUGAGCCGGGAGAGCCGCUGUGCAUCGCCGAGCUGCAGCUGCUGUGGGAGGAGAGGACCAAUCACCAACUCCUGUCCAGCUCCAAACUUUAUUUUCUCCCAGAGGACACCCCGCAGGGGCGGAGUGCCAGCCACGGCGAGGACGAGGUGAUCGCAGUGUCUGAGAAGGUUGUAGUUCGACUGAAGGACCUGGUCAAAUGGACUGUAUGGGACCAGCAUGCCUGGGACAGAGGAAUGAAAGCUUUACCCCUGAAGAUGAGCUCCGUAACCACGGACUCCUUCCUCCAUUACCACGACUCAACCCUCAACUGUGGCCUUCAGUUCAAAGAUGUCUUAAGAGAGAAAGCAGCACUAGCUCCCAACCUGAAGGGCCGUCCCCGGAAAAAGAAGCUAUCCAACUCUUUGUUUCGUGACUCUCAAAGUCAAAAGGAGUUAGAGGUUAAAGGUCACUGUCAAACAUCACUUUUUUCCAAAGACACUGACGCAACAGCAGGAGGAACCACAGUCAAGUCAACAGCAGACAAAGCAGGCUUAUCCAAACCCAGAGGCAGCAUUGAUGGCAGUAACAGGAUCAAUCACAGUAGCCAGACCACAACACUCGCUCUGUCAGAUGAGAGAAGAGGAAGAGGACGAGGGGUGGAGUACAGAGCGGAGGAGCAGGCUUUCCUGGUCUCUCUCUAUAAAUAUAUGAAGGAGAGGAAGACACCAAUUGACAGGAUCCCCUAUCUGGGCUUCAAACAGAUAAACCUCUGGACCAUGUUCCAAGCUGCACAGAAGCUGGGAGGAUAUGAACUGAUUACAGCUCAUAGGCAGUGGAAGAACGUCUAUGACGAACUGGGAGGAAACCCAGGCAGCACCAGUGCUGCAACUUGCACACGUCGACAUUACGAAAGACUCAUUCUGCCCUAUGAGAGGUUCAUCAGAGGUAAGGAGGACAAGACCGUCAAACCCAGGAAACAGGAGGCGGGCUCAGACAAAGAAUCAUCCAAUAGUGUCUGUACCCCCAUCCUGAAGACCAAGCCAUGUCCUGAUAAGAAUGAGGAUCACAGCAGACUAUUGAUGGAACAGAAUUCUCAACUGAAACUUGAACCCCAAAUCUGCAUAACCCGUUUGGAUCCCCUACAGCCUUCACAUAGUUUGGGAAAAAGAGGAAGGCCAACACAGGAUUGUCAGAUUGAAACCGAGAUCCAGCUGAUGCUGGAACAGGAAGAUAAGGUGAAGAGGAAGAGGAGGUAUAGUGGGUGUGACCCCUCCUACCUGAAAACUUCUCCAGUGACAAAGGACAACAAGAGUGUAUUUCCACUUGCUGCUCCAAAGAUUUUCAACCAUGCCCACUCAGCGGUGGACCUGUGGCAGCAUCAGCAAGUACCAUUACAGGAUCAGGGCCAUAUUGGGAAACCAAGAAACCUGAAAUCUCCAACAAUCCCGGAACCCCCCAGUGAACAAGCCGAACUACCAAGGACAGAGGACACUUCUUCAGGCUUCACAACUCUCUUUGACUCCUCUGGGGUUAGCAAUGCGAUUAUGUCUCCACUGGCCAAGAAAAUCCACUGUCGUUCCAACUUUGACCAGCCCCCUCCACUCAUUAACUCAAGUUUAACCAGUUGUAUAACGGAAGAGGCAGCAGAGCGACCAGCUGUAGGCGCAGAUUCCUCAGUGGUGGAACUCAGUCGCCCUUCUGUGAUACAGCAUGUGCAAAGUUUCAAAGUCGAGAAAGAUAGAGCAACAGAGAUUAAAGCAAGCACACCUCCUCCUUUAUAUUCUCACGGACAUUUCCAUCAUGUGCUCCCUUCUCUCUACCAUCAAAAACAGCCUCGGUGUCCGUUAUCACCUCUGGUCACUCCUAAAAUGCCCAAAUCCAGCUGGACACCUCAAGGCUUCCACAAGGACCUCUCCUCAUCCUGGUCACAGCCUCAUCAUUGGCACAGGGCAGCUGAUAAAGGUGAUGGGGUGAUUGAUGCUGAGUUAGUUCAUGAUGGAUCUAAACAGCCUCAUGAGCAGGGAGCUACUCUCUCAAAAGACCCCGCUAGCUUGGUGGGAUUCCUUCAGUCUGCUGAUGAUUCAAAGUACUCCGCCCAUUCUGAUCUGGAAAAAUACUGCAAUCCAAGAACAACAGCAUUUAAUGAGCAACCCACAGAUCUAAGUCUCCCAAAGUCCUCUCCUAAACCACUUACCCAUUCCUACACUGCCUGUCCCCUCAAGUGUUCUGCAAGGUAUCAGGAGAGUACCCCAAUGCUCUCUCAGAAUGGACUCGCAGCCAUCAAUAUUGCACAUUACUCUAUAGCAAGGCAAGUUCCCCCAGUCCUGGUGGCUCCUGCAAACACAUGCAGUCCCAGACAACACCCAGCAGUUGAACCCUUUACUAGAGCCACUGAGGAAGCAGUGAAUGGUACAGUCCACAAUGGAGGAGGAGUAAAGAAACAGAAAGCAGGAGACGAGGGAGAGCAAAAACAAUUUGAAACGGCACUUUACAACAAAUUGCUGCACAAUAUCUGUGGUGCACGACCCUUCAACGAGCUUGGAAACCACAUCUCAAAGAGGAGGAGGCAAGCUGUUACACCUGCUCCUAAAGACCUCCUUUCCUUAUCUCCUUCUAGUAAGAUCGAGACACCCAAGGAAUUGGAUAAUAGUUUUGGGCGAGAAAAUGGAACCUAUUUCUCAAAUGUCCGACACCCAGCUAGCGGGAAAAUGCAACCUAUUUCUCAAAUCCCCGACACCCUUAUACCCGCAAGAACCCUUGCACUCACUCAGGUUCAGGACCUAUGCAGGAACACCUUGAGCAUUCCCUAUGCUAUGGACCAACCGCACUCUUCGGACUCACACCUCCAAAACCCACGUCAAUACCUGAAAACUCAAUCAACUGACUUUGUUUCCCCAUUGGUCCCACCCAUUGCCAUCUAUCCUUCGAUCAUACCAAGGCAGCUAUUGGAUCAGGCAGCUGCCAGUCCGAUACACAUCUACCAACAGACAUACGGGAAUGUGAUUCACCAUCGGCUGUAUUCAGUGUCAGUCAACCCACAGCCCACCUCCAGCCAGCCGCACUUAAACUCAGUUCAGCCAAGCACCAAGCUGCCAUAAGGCUGUGGCACUGGGCAUUACUCUCUCUCGUUACUCAGGUCUAAUUGUUUCUGAUCACUGUGAGCAACAGUAAGUGUGUGGAAUACAAUUUUACAAUACUCAUCUGGAUCACAUGGAUAUGUAUAAUGCAGAGUUAGAUCCUGACUCUUCAGAGUUUUUAUUUCACAGAAGGUUCAUACGAGAACCUUACCUGUCUUGUCUUUGCCUUGUUACAACAGACAGAACAUUUU